AGGCUCCACUUUCUAUUUUUCAGAAAAUUACAUACAUGUCAAUAACGUUUACUCCACCGAUUUUCCGGGAAAACAAACACCUACUCUCUCCCUCGCCUCUUCACUCUCACACCCUUCAAAAUUUUGACAAUUCUAAACCCUAAGAGAGAGAAAUAGGAAGAAGACAAAUGAAAUCCCUCUUCAAGUCCAAGCCAAAAUCUCCAGCUGAACUCGUGAGGCAAACUCGGAACCUUCUCCUUUCCCUCAAUGGCAGUGGUGAUCUUCGCGGCUCCAAGCGAGAAGAGAAGAUGGAUGAAUUGAAUAAACACAUACGGGAGUUAAAGCUGAUUCUUUAUGGUAGUAGUGAAUCUGAGCCCGUCGCAGAGGCUUGUGCACAAUUGACUCAGGAAUUUUUCAGAGAGAACACGAUGCAUCUUUUAAUUAUCUUUCUUCCAAAAUUAAGUUUGGAGGCACGUAGGGACGCCACUCAAGUGGUAGCAAAUUUGCAGAGACAGCAAGUUCAAAGUCGGAUGAUUGCUUCCAGUUACUUGGAAGCUAACUUAGAUCUUAUUGAUAUUUUGAUAUUGGGGUAUGAAGAUCCAGACCUUGCUUUGCAUUAUGGUGGUAUGUUGAGGGAGUGCAUACGUCAUCAGAGCAUUGCAAAGUAUGCCUUGGAAUCAGAAAACAUGAAGAAGUUUUUUAACUAUAUACAGCUUCCAAAUUUUGAUGUUGCAGCAGAUGCUAUGGCGACUUUCAAGGAGCUUCUGACCAGGCACAAAUCCACGGUUGCUGGAUUUCUUUCAAAAAAUUAUGAUUGGUUCUUUCAGGAUUUUAACUCAAAGCUGCUGGAAUCUCAAAGUUAUAUCACCAAACGACAAGCUUGUAAGCUUUUGGGUGAAAUUUUGCUUGAUCGUUCAAAUACUGCAGUCAUGGUUCGAUAUGUAAGCUCCAAAGAUAACUUGAGGAUUCUAAUGAAUCUUCUAAGGGAAUCAAGCAAGAACAUCCAGAUUGAUGCAUUUCAUGUGUUCAAGCUUUUUGCUGCGAAUCAAAAUAAACCUCCUGAAAUUGUUGGCAUCCUCAUUGCCAAUAGAAGCAAGCUUCUGCGUUUCUUGGCCGACUUCAAGAUGGAUAGAGAAGAUGAGCAAUUUGAGGAAGAUAAAACUCUGGUGAUAAAAGAAAUUGCUUCAUUAAAACAAGCAGGUGACCAUUGAAUGGCCUUGGGGAAUUGUGUAGCCUAUGUCAGUUAAAUUAGAUGGUGGGUGGAGUCAUUGGCUAGAGAUAACGGUUUAGACCUAAUGCUCCUUGUACAAAACUCUUAUCAGAAACAGAAGUUAAAGAAUGGGAAGAACUAAUUAUGACUUUAUGAGAUUUUGUCUUUUUUUUGUUUCAGUUUUAUUUUUUCAUUGUUUAAA
Jatropha curcas is the source of this 1391-nucleotide messenger RNA. RefSeq names its product putative MO25-like protein At5g47540. Gene Ontology annotation, molecular function: protein serine/threonine kinase activator activity. The record is from RefSeq and is a predicted model, not a curated record. Lineage: Eukaryota; Viridiplantae; Streptophyta; Magnoliopsida; Malpighiales; Euphorbiaceae. Gene Ontology annotation, biological process: intracellular signal transduction.